Molecule: messenger RNA, 944 nt
Organism: Rubroshorea leprosula
Lineage: Eukaryota; Viridiplantae; Streptophyta; Magnoliopsida; Malvales; Dipterocarpaceae
Source: the annotation of a GenBank genome assembly
AAAAUUUAAACCUGUGCUCUUCUGCUUGUCAAACAGAUGGGUGUUGCUGCUGUUGUGCAUCUUUAUGUCUUCCCUGCUGUACCUUACAAACGAACGCCACUAGAUCCAGAAGAGGUUCAGGACUGUGAAAGAUCUACCAAAUUAUGCGUGGGUCGAAUUGAUGAGAGUGAAAAGCGUCUUAACUUUCCCCAGAGUGUUCAUGAUGUUGUCUUUGGGAGUGGUGAAAUAAUUGUUGAUGACAUGAAGUAUGCAGUUUCACAUGUUGUUGAACCAGUCGAAAAGGGAAUUGUAAAAAUAAAUAAAACUUUCUAUCAGAUAUCUGAAAAUGUGAAACGCAAUCGGGAAUCAAUGAGGAGAUCUAAAGAUGAUAAUUAUCUCAUUCCCCUAAGUUCAUGGACUGGGGAAUUUUCUGAUGCUCACGAUAAUCUUCCUGGAGGCAGUGUUAGUGACAGUGGUUUGCACAGUGUCAAGAGACCGCAAGUCCAAUCCAAAAAUGCAGUAUCCACGACUAAGAUGGGCAGAUAACAUCUAUAGCUAUUUACAAAAGGCAUAUCAAAAUGAUCUUAACAAGGUUAACGUGCUAGGUAAGUGUAUGCCAACUUCAUCAUUCCUAGACAUUUUUCUUUCUCUUCCCCCUUAUGCAGAGUUGUGAUAGUAACCUGUUUUUAUAUAUUGGCGAGAACUUGUGGAGGAGAUCUUGCUGCUUUCUUCUAACUUCAGAAAUGUAUAGAAAAAAUUCUGAUGAAACCUGCAAAUAAUCUGGUCAAAGCUCAGCUGCUGAGUCUGGCGAAUGUACAAAAAUUUAGUUUCCAGAGGUGUAAACUGUGGUUGUUAUACACGUUUUCAUUGUGAAACGAAAGCCGUUCAGCCUGCAUUUGGAAGCUGGCUAGAUUUUCGCUCCAUUUUGGUAUAUUAAAAUGAUUCAAUGAAAAUGUUUGACAAUU